GCCAGCAUCUUUUGCACUGAACUACUUCCCGUGAGGGCUGUAUACCUACCUUCUCAACCGGCAUCUGCUAUUUUCCAGAUAACGAAUUCUAAAUGGAACAACGCGCCACUUCGGGUCCGUUUUCCUCGGCGUUGUACUCUACUCUCCCAAUUCCGGUAUCCCUUGACGCAAAGGAAUUCAUCUCACCUCCUCUCACAAACGAAUUCACUUCACCUCCUCUCACAGAGAAAUCCAUUCCACUCUCUCUCCCAAACGAGUUCAUUUCACCUUCUCUAACAAACGACUUCAUUUCACCUUCUCUCACAAACGACUCCGUUUCAUCUUUUCUCGCAAACGACUUCACUUCACCCUCUCUCUUUUUACCCAACCUGUCACCGGUACAGUUCACAUCUGACGACCUUGAACUCGACCUACACUAUAAUGAAGUGCCAUAUAAAUCAGAAAAAACGGAUAAAAUACCGUCGCUACGCCCACCAAACGAUUAUAAUGUGAACUUCGUCCGCCGACUAUAUGAUAUGGUCACUGAUUCACGGUUCCAGCACCUGAUAUCAUGGAGCCUUGAUGGAUCAUCGUUUCUCGUAAAGAACACACCGACGUUUGCCCAAAUGGUUUUACCAGCAUACUUCAGGAACACAAGGCUCAAUGAUUUCAGGCGACAACUUUAUAAGUAAGGAAACUAUGGUACGGGUUCCAUGUUGAGACGCAAAGAUCCGCUUGGGGCCUAAAGCGUCAGGGGUCACUAAAACGCCCUACCUGGAAAUGUUCACAUCC
Umbelopsis ramanniana AG is the source of this 771-nucleotide messenger RNA. RefSeq lists its product as uncharacterized. The transcript is spliced from 3 exons. The record is from RefSeq and is a predicted model, not a curated record. Gene Ontology annotation, biological process: regulation of DNA-templated transcription. NCBI's taxonomy places the organism in Eukaryota, Fungi, Mucoromycota, Umbelopsidomycetes, Umbelopsidales, Umbelopsidaceae. Gene Ontology annotation, molecular function: sequence-specific DNA binding; DNA-binding transcription factor activity. Bases 93 to 671 code for a protein of 192 amino acids.